AUGGGUGCUGGUAGUUCUAAGCCCGAGGCUGCGGGUGACUCUAAGCAUGUCUUCUCCAGCAACUCCCCCAUCCAAUUCUCCUCCAACCUAGUCGAGGCCCUCCAAUCCACCUCCGAGACCGACUCCUCUCGCACCAAGGCCGUGGAGCUCGAAAUUCAAAACCGCGUCGCGGCCGAACUUAAGCGCCUCCACGAGCGCGAAAAACAAACCCUCGCCGAGAUCGAGAAGCGCAUCUCCGAGUCCAAGGACACCGGUGCUCCCGCCCCUAUCACCGCAGCCACAGGCCCAGUCGCACACAGCAAUGGCUACCCAGUCGGCUCAUUGAACCUGGAUGCACCCCGGAUUCCGUUCGCGGGUCGUGAGCACGACGCUCCUGCCUUCACUGCGCCUGUCGAGACUUCCGAGCAAGCACCCGUCAUCAGCCGCGAGAUCUCGCGGGACUCGGUUAACAGCGAGAUCGAGAAGCUGCGGAGCCGGUUGGAUGGACGACGGAAGCUUGUUGAUAUUGAUGAGAGCGUUGAGAAGGCUAAGAAUGAUGUUGUUGGUUGUUUGAGACUUAAUGAUCGUCGGCCGUUGAACUGUUGGAAGGAGGUUGAGGCUUUUAAGAAAGAGGUUGCGAAGAUGGAGACUGCUUUUGUGGAUCGUAUUGUGGGUUAG
Molecule: messenger RNA, 657 nt
Organism: Penicillium longicatenatum
Lineage: Eukaryota; Fungi; Ascomycota; Eurotiomycetes; Eurotiales; Aspergillaceae
Product: Mic19 family protein
Exons: 3
Coding region: 1-657 (218 amino acids)
Source: RefSeq, a predicted model, not a curated record